GCUGCUGGUGGUGCUACUGGCUGUGCGCUCGGGCGCCGGUGCGCUUGUUGAGCCGCCGCGGCAAGGGUGGCGGAGGCGUUUAGGACCGCGGGAGGACCGCAAGAGGAGCUGUGCGCGAGUGUGCACACGGGCUACAUAGCUCUAGAGGAAAGCCCCCCAGCCAGGACGGAUGCGCUGCUGCUAUAGCGCGUGGAUACUUGCUUGUUAAAUCCCCCAAGAAGCUGCACCUACUAGGUGUCGUCUGGUCCUCGUUUUGCGUCAGCGCUUUUUGCCGCUGCUUUUGCCCCAUGUGCGCGCGGGAGAUGGCCGGGCAUUACGGCCACGGAGGAGGAGGAGGAGGACGUCCGUGACUCGCUCCAGACUUUCCUGAUGAAUUAAGACCCUUCUUCUUAUUCUUCUUUUUCUUCUUGCAUCUCCCCGCACGCAUCCCUUCAUUCCUCCUUCUUGUUUGUAUAUUAGUAUAUCAAGUUUUUUUAUUAUUAUAAUUAUAAUUUGUAUUUUUUUAUUCCUUCUCUCUCCCUUCUCUUUCUUUCCUUUUUUUCCUGGACCUUGCAUCUGCGCGCAUUCUGGACAUUCUGAACUGAAUUUACUAAAGGAGAGCCAGCCAGCAUGCGUCUCUGAUUCGGAUUAAACCGCCCUCAUGAGAGCCCAAGCUCGAGCCUUGCCUGACUGGGAUAGUCUACUACUUACUGCACCAUCAUAUCAGCGUUCAUUGAUUUCUUUUUGAAAAUUAAAUUAAUUUUUGAUUUUUUUUUAGCGUGUUUGAAUUUUUCUAAAGGAGGAAAAACGAGAAGGUUGAUUUCUGAUCCUUGGAACCUUGUUUUUUGAACCUUGUGAUGGGCUUGCUGAUGGUUACUCUCAGUCUAUAGGCUACUACCGACAGUCAGGAGCCGGCGGGAUCGGAUCUUUUUGGGGUGUUUGUUGGACAGUGGUGCAUCUGUGUUUUCUGUUGCCAAGAUAGCAACACAUAAACCAGAAAUGUACUUGAACACACCUCACUUUGUCCAGAUCACCACGUCCAUCGGCGUAGAGAUAUUCACAAGCACCAUUGCUAUUUGAACACAGCAUUCACAAGACAUUGAGACGGGAGAAAAAUGAAAGCACCCAUCCCUCUUCAGUUUCUGCUCUACGCUACAGUGAUCAAGAGCUUAAAGGUGGUGUCUAAGCGAGGCUCAGUGGACGGCUGCACGGAUUGGUCAGUGGACUACUUGAAAUACAAAGUGCUUCUUGGGGAGCCAGUGAGGAUUAAGUGUGCCCUGUUUUACGGAUAUAUCCGCGCCAACUAUACCCACGCCCAGAGCGCGGGCCUCAGCCUCAUGUGGUACAAGAGCGCUGGGCACGGGGACUUUGAGGAGCCCAUCUCCUUCGAUGGAAUCAGGAUGAGCAAGGAGGAGGACUCUAUCUGGUUCAGGCCAGCUGAGUUACAAGACGUCGGCCAUUACUCCUGUGUGUUAAGAAACUCCACGUACUGUAUGAAAGUGUCCAUGUCGCUAACGGUGUCGGAGAAUGACACAGACCUGUGCUAUAACUCCAAAAUGAAGUUCUUUGAGAAGGCUGAGUUAAGUAAAGGGAAAGACAUCCUCUGUCCAGACAUAGAGGACUAUAUACAGCCUGGCAAGGACCCAGACAUCAUAUGGUACAAGGAAUGUAAACCGAAGCAAUGGCGGCAAAGCAUCGUCAGGAAGAGAGAUACCCUCUCCAUUAAGGAAGUGAGAGAAGAUGACAUUGGAAAUUACACUUGUGAAUUAAAGUUUGGGAACUUUCUGGUUCGGAGAACCACCGAACUGUCAGUCACAGCUCCUUUGACCGACAAGCCUCCAAAGAUCCUCUUUCCUGCGGAAAAUAAAAUGAGCGUCAUGGAGUUGCAGUUAGGCAGUCCAGUGAACCUGACGUGUCGAGCGUUCUUUGGCUACAGCGGCGACGUGAGUCCACUCAUCUACUGGAUGAAGGGCGAGAAGUUCAUUGAAGAUCUGGACGAGAGUCGGAUCAGAGAGAGCGAAAUCAAAACUCUACGAGAGCACUUGGGGGAACAGGAAGUGUCCAUUUCGCUGACCAUUGAUGCUGUAGAGGAAAAUGAUCUGGGUAACUACUCCUGUUACGUGGAAAAUGGAAAUGGCAGACGACAGGCGAACAUCCAGCUCACUAAACGGGCAGAGCUCAUGUACACAGUAGAGCUGGCCGGUGGACUGGGUGCCAUUCUGCUGCUGCUGAUUUUCCUGGUCACGCUAUACAAGUGCUACAGGAUUGAGCUCAUGCUCUUUUAUAGGAACCACUUUGGCAGUGAAGACGUGGACGGCGAAAAUAAGGACUAUGAUGCAUACCUGUCCUACACUAAAGUGGACCCAGACCAGUGGAGCCAGGAGACCAGAGAGGAGGAGCGCUUUGCACUGGAGAUUCUCCCAGAUGUUCUGGAAAAGCAUUAUGGGUAUAAACUCUUCAUCCCUGACAGGGAUUUGAUCCCUACUGGAAGUUUCACCAAUGAUCAUUUCCAGGAUGACACGAGACUCCUUAGAGCGUACAUCGAAGACGUGGCCCGCUGCGUGGACCAGAGCAAGCGGCUCAUCAUCGUCAUGACGCCCAACUACGUGGUGCGCCGGGGCUGGAGCAUCUUCGAGCUGGAGACGCGCCUCCGCAACAUGCUGGUGAGCGGCGAGAUCAAGGUGAUCUUGAUCGAGUGCGCCGAGCUGCGCGGCAUCAUGAACUACCAGGAGGUGGAGGCGCUCAAGCACACCAUCAAGCUGCUGACCGUCAUCAAGUGGCCCGGGCCCAAGAGCAGCAAGCUCGACUCCAAGUUCUGGAAGCGGCUGCAGUACGAGAUGCCUUUCAAGCGGCCCGAGCGCGUGCUGUCCCACGAGCAGGUGCUGGACGUGAGCGAGCAGGGCCCGUUCGGCGAGCUGCAGACCGUCUCGGCCAUCUCCAUGGCGGCGGCCACCUCUACGGCCAUGGCCACCACGCACCCCGAGCUGCGCUCCACCUUCCACAACAGCUACCACACCUCACUCAGACAGAAACACUACUACCGCAGCUACGAGUACGACGUCCCCACGUCCGGCACCCUUCCGCCCCUGAGCUCGCUGGGCAACCAGCACACCUACUGCAACAUCCCCAUGACUCUCCUCAACGGCCAGCGGCCGCAGGUCAAAAGCCAGCGGUCCGAGCAGCAGCAGCAGCUGGAGGAGCAGCACGCCAACAACGCCAUGCUGCCGCUGCUGCCCAGGGAGACCAGCAUCUCCAGCGUCAUCUGGUGACGUCAUCUUCCGACAAGGGGGAGGGACUGGUUUUUAUUGCCGUUUCUUGAGGCCCUGGGGGUUAAAAAGGACAGAACAAAAAGAAAACUGAAAUAAAAACUACUAAAUAAAAAGAAAAGAAAAAAAAACGAGACAAAACAAGCGACAACUGCUGCUGUCGAAUUUGCACCCGAGCUCACAGGGAUUUAAAAAAAAAAAGAAACAAACACUCACACGCAGAGAGAGAACUCGGAGACGUUCUGAACGCAUCCAGAAUCCCUGAGGCAGAACACGUUUUAGUCAAAGAGUUGAGAGGCGUGGGUGCAGAAGCCUAUAUAAAAACUCAUUUAGAGAACCCAUUGUGUUUCACAUCUGCACAUGUACAUACACUCUACACAUACAUGCAACAAACACACACACACACACACACACACACACACACAUACACACAAACACAACAAACAACACCACACAACACAACACACGUACUCGCACUUACUCUUGACACUUGCAAGGAAUACAGGGUCUUGUACAUAUAUUUGAGAUUUCUUUGUAGCAUUGGUAUUUUUUCAGUUACGGUCUAUUUUUGUGUUCUUUUACUCUUCUUUUUAUCAUCCAAAUUUUUUAUAUCUAGUUUGAUUUCCUUUUUUUUAUUAUUAUUAUUAUUAUAAUUAUUAUAAUUAUUCCUUAUGAAAUAACUGAAGAGAGCUCUGUAAGGUAUAAAGACUGAAGUGUUGUACUUUUUCUCUUGACUUGUAGUUUGCAAGUGUAGUUUGAAACAAUAUCGGUUUUGUUUUUUAACAUUAUGGGAUUCGUGGCAUUGUGUUGUUUUCUUUGAGAGAGCGCCAUCUUUGGGUUGUUGUAGGGUUACUACUUCUUAAUUAUUUGAUUUUUUUU
Astyanax mexicanus (Mexican tetra) is the source of this 4124-nucleotide messenger RNA. RefSeq names its product interleukin 1 receptor accessory protein-like 1b (gene il1rapl1b). NCBI's taxonomy places the organism in Eukaryota, Metazoa, Chordata, Actinopteri, Characiformes, Acestrorhamphidae. Gene Ontology annotation, biological process: signal transduction; negative regulation of exocytosis. The coding region runs from base 1095 to 3248 and encodes 717 amino acids. Gene Ontology annotation, molecular function: interleukin-1 receptor activity. The transcript is spliced from 13 exons. The record is from RefSeq and is a predicted model, not a curated record.